CCUGUGAUUUGUAAACGCGGACUCAAGGAGAACAAUUUUGACAGUUCUUUGUUCGUACCAGUUAAAAAGAGAAGCACGAAAUAAUAGAAACAAAACAAUUAUUAAAAAAUAAACAUUUUUCCUUUCAUUUUGAUAUUGGGCUAAGCCGUUGAGAACAAAGACAGUUUUGUUUACAAAAAUUAACUGCGAUCGAUAACCCCGUCACUGCUUUUUGCUGGCUCUGAAUUGUAAACAAACACACACACGCACAAUUCAUUCUCGAUCUGUAUCUAUGUUAAAAACAAUCUGAAAGAUGCAUUUGCUGUCGCAUUCCACGGCGAGUAUCUAAAGCAGCAGCUGCAAAUUAUAGCUGACUGCUUCCUAUUAUUGUUAUUGUUUUAAAAACCGAAACAUACGUGCAUAGAAUAAGAGCGGGAGAUAAUCGGCAUUCGAUUGAAUUUAAACAACUAUUGAGAAGUGAACUAAACAAAUCAAUUUACGUAUUAAAUUCAAUUUGUGUGUGGUUUUGGAAAUAGUUGUGUGGACAAGUUUGUAUUAAAUGAAAAAAACAAAAUUUGUGGCUAGAUGUUUUGCAAGCAAACACACACACUCACAAAUCGUCUUGUGAGAUGAAAUUAUAGAAUAGAAUCCAGCAGCAGCCAGACUGCCAGACAGACGGACAAAUGUGAUGCGAUGUGUGGAGCCAGCCAGCAAAUACAGUAAACUGGUUGCCCUCCUUACUUUGCCCUAAAUUUGGAAUGAAAGCUUUGAAAGAGAGUAAAGAAGAAUGUGAAACAGAAAGAAUGAAAAUUAGUAACACAAACAAACGCCAAUUGUUUUUGUAACGAGAAAUUAAAGUGAAAUGAAUGAACCAAUUGUAAACACAGCAUUUGAACAUCCCAAUAGCUGGCCAACCUAUCUCCACAGUUGGGUUAUCUUGAAGCGUAACUAAUCGCGAAGUGUAUUUAUUAUCGGCAUCAUUAUCGCCACCCACAAAACUGGCCGUUCGUUCGUACGUUCAUCGGGUGUACCAAAGGUCUUUGUUGCAGAUUUGUGUCCCAGCCUAAGGGACGGGGAUGGUGUCUGAAUGCCUUGUCUGCCGCCUUUGUUAUCUAGAUGUAUGAGACUGUGACAUUUCGAAAACAAUAACUGGAGCAGGCUAAGUUGAACAGUGGGAGGCGAGUGCGACAAUCUACUCAUGUUUGUCGUGUAGUUGACGACUUCUGUGGUGCUCUGGCUCGGUUCACCGUUUUGUGUCUAGCCAGUCUCAUUCGUUCGCUAUGUUUAUUUAAUUCAAUUGCCGCAGCAAUAUUGUAAACACAGAAUUUCAUUGCAUCAUUAGAGAGAACAAAACAAAAAAAAAAAAAAAAACACAAAUACCAAUUGAAGGUGGUAUAUGACACCCCUGGAAAACAUCAUCGUCUGGCGCUUGCAGCAUCUCAAGAAUACACAUAGAUGGUUAAUUGUACACUAUGGUAAAAUCAUUGGUAUCGAAACUGUCUGCAGCCUCGUCGACACUCUCCAUUGCCAGUAGUUUUAGUAGCAGUCAUUCCAAACAUGAUGCCAGCACCCACAAUGGGACAUCGACAGCCAUCUCUGGGGACAAUUAUAUGAAGUAUCGUAAUGAUCCGGGGCGUUUCUUUGGCGAUGGCGUACAAUUCAAAGCCAAACUCAUUGGCAUUCUGGAGGUGGGCGAGGCACGUGGCGAUCGCAUGUGCCAAGAGGCCCUACAAGAUUUGAAAAUGGCCAUUAGGGCAGCUGGAGAGCACAAGCAACGCAUCACCAUACAUGUAACCAUUGAUGGCUUGCGAUUGCGUGAUGAGAAAACUGGUGACUCUUUGUAUCAUCAUCCGGUGCAUAAAAUAUCGUUUAUUGCCCAAGAUAUGACCGAUUCACGGGCAUUUGGUUAUAUAUUCGGUUCACCGGAUAGUGGUCAUCGAUUUUUUGGGAUUAAAACGGAUAAGGCUGCUUCACAGGUGGUACUGGCUAUGCGUGAUCUCUUUCAAGUGGUGUUUGAGUUAAAGAAAAAGGAAAUUGAAUUGGCACGCCAGCAGAUACAAUCGAAAUCUAUGCAUCAUCAUGAUCAACAUCAAUUGUCGUCGUUGUCAUCGCUGAAGAGUGCCGGUACAACAGGUGGUCAAAAUGAUUUGUCCGGUGGUUUGGGUGUGGGAGGUUCAAGCAAUUCCGCAGCCACUCUAAGUAUGUUAAAUAAUAUGGCCAGUAGUUCUACAAACACGCCAUCUAAUAACCGUCUAGGAGUCAACAUUGAUUCGAAAGGAGCUUCAAAAGAGAUAUCUCCAGAAUCUGUGGCAGAUUUAGUCGACCUAGAACAGGAGUUGAGUUCUCUACAAAGAGGUAUUAACCAAAUGGAACGCAUAACCCCAAAUGAUGGCACGGUAUCUAAAAACUCAAUUGGAAAUGAUGAUCCCUUUGGCGAUUCCUUUUCCAAUUUUCCGGCCUUGCCACCACCAGAACCUGGACGUUCGCGUAGCAAAACUUCAGCCAAAAGUAUUGAUUUAUCGAACACAGCCAAUGUUGCUACCUCGUCGUUGCUCUCCCCUUCUGCCACACAGACACGACAGUCACCCGUCUCUUCAACGGGUACAUGUGCCAUUGCACCAUCUCUACAGCCCAUGGACGAUGAUGAUAGUUGGUUGCGUGAAUUAGAUGCCCAUAAUGAUGUGUUCGAUACAUCAAAAACCAUGAUGCCUGGUCUAAUGGGUAUGCCGCCAUUAGCCUCAGCGCUAGCCAGCAGUGUACCUCUGACAUCACGUGCCCCAUUGGCACCCCGUGAAUCUACUGCAACACCUCCCAGUCAUAUUUAUGAGACUGUUUCAUGUUCGACAUCGUCUGCCAUGCCGACUAUGAAUGAAAUAACAAAUAUCACCAAUACAACUACGGCCACAAAUGCCGAAACGAAUUCCAUAGCAAAUAGUUCUAGUCUUACGGAUAUUUUCCAAACGACAGCUGCCUCAGCAGAUACAUCAAAAGUAGAAAUAAAAUCCGAUGCAUUUACCGAUUUGGAUCCAUUAGGUACUGGUCGCAUACGACCAUAUGUUGAUAAGAAAUAUUUUUUCCAAGAGCUUAAAAAUCCACCAAAAAAAGUUUUGAAAGAUCUCACAGCUAACUCUUCCGUAACAUCGUCGUCCACUUCGCCGUCAUCGCUGUUGACAGCUGUAACCUCAACGUCAACAGCGGCAGCAGCAGGCGCGCUCAAUGCAUCCGCAGCAACAGCAGCAGCAGCAGUGGCGACAACUGCCAGUCUAACAUCAUCAACAUGCCCAACUGCUUCAUCUGCGUCAGAUCUUUAUUCCAUGGCUGAGACUCAGAAAAUAUAUAACAACAACAGCAACAACACCAACAAUCAUUUAUUGCAAUCAUCAUCCGUUACAGUUAGCAAUGAAAUAUUGAAUCUGCAGGAUUUCGAUAUGAUUUCGAGACAUAACCCCCAACCACAUUCUUCAAUGAUACUAACGUCUUCUAACAUUAACUCUUUACUAACAACAGCAGCCGCCGCAGCAGCAGCGACAGCAACAUCGGCCACAACGUUGGCAUCAGCCUCCUCAGUAACAGCCGCCACAUCCCUCAUGUCCUCAGAGCCCAUAGCAGCAGCAGCGGCAUCGACGUCGUCUGGAGCAGCAACAUCGGCCGAUUAUGUUAUGUUGCCACGCGAUACAGACCCCUUUUCACCAACGCGCAAGAAAAGUGAUCCCUUCGAAGAGGUGGGUGAUAUUUUCUCCAAACUGGAACCAUUCGAAUUUGAAUUUAACAGCGGCGGCGGUGUUGAACGUGAGGAGGAUAAAGCAAAAAGAAAUGCCCUCAACUCUAUAUCACCCGCCAGAGAUAGUGACAUUCAGGGGUCACAUGAUCUCCUAUCUGGUCACCUGCAAGUCAGUCUGCCACCCGAGGGUGGCUCGGCUAGUGCAAGUGGUGGUGAAGCUGCACAACCGCCGAGCACGGUGCGUUCACGGCCUGUACCUUCAUCGGCUAUAAUGGGCUCCUCAAUGCCACCUUUGGCAGGUUCGGUGCCCGGCUCCCUGUUGAAACAGCAGACAGUUGAUGUCAUCUCAAGUAUUUCCAACAAAAAAAUGCCCCAUUUGUUUGGGCAAUCUUCACGUUUCCCCAAAAGAGACUCUAACUCAAUAAAUAUGCGGCGCUUGCAAGAAUCGGAUUCUUUAAGUGAAACUGAAACUGCACCAGAACCACCACCACGACCUGAUUCGGCACCAUAUUCAGAGCCGCCUCCCUUGCCGCCCAAGAAGCAAUUUAAUGAAAUAAUUAUUCGACCAAGAUCCGGAGCCUCUGCGGCAUUAGGUGGCUCCUCUAGCCGUUACGAGAGUGUAACUUCUGCAAUGAAAUCACGCACUUCACCAGUGAGUGGGUCUGUGGAUGUACCACCAAUACCAUUGCCUUCGCGUCGAGUCGGACGCUCCGAUGGUUCCUAUCCAGGGCCGGGACGACCCAGGAAACCUGGACACACAGAAGAUGAUUAUUUGGCGCCAUUGCCGGCGACGGCGUCGUCUUCUUUGAACGCAGCUGGAAUUUCAAAUAGUCCCGAUGUGCCACCAUUGUUGCCUCCACCUACACAAAUUUCGUCCAGAUCUAGAACUCAUCGUCAGCAAUCGUUUAAUCAGUCCCACACACGACAGUCGCACGAUAUCUAUGAAAAUAAGCAGGAGAUUUUGCAACAACAACAGUUGCAAAAGCAGCAGCAGCAACAACAACAGCAACAAUCAAAGAACUCAGCUGAACCUGCUUUGGUGCCUGAUAUCACUCUCAGUCAACUGCUAACUUUGGGAAUAGACGAACUCUCGGCUAAAUUGAAUGUGCCCACAAGUAAACUAUCAACCAUGACCCUGGUGGAGUUGACAUCCUAUUUAGCAGAGUUCCUAGAACAAUCGAAACCGGAACCUGUGCCUGAAGUUCAAGAAAGGCAGAGCAUCUUCAAGGUCAACUUUGAUCAGGAGGGUACGUUUGUGGCCAAAUUCGAUGAUACCUUUGGUGAAGAUUUCCAAAAUGGGCCAUCUUCGGCUACUUCAACAUCAUUCGAGGCAAACUUUGCCCAAUUCGAUCAAGUUCAAGUGGAGCCACCAGUUGCAGGCGCGCAGUCUGGUUCUAGUGUACCGCCCGCGGAUCGCUAUGCCGUCUUCCGAGAAAUAAUAGACCAGGAGCUCCAACAAAAGCAAGAAGAGGCUGAUCUCAUUGGUGAUGUUGUUGAGAAUACCGAGAUGGGUGUACAAGAGCAGGAGACCCAAUUCGAAACAAAUUUCUCGCUUACCACAACCGAUUUGGAUAUGCCCUCCGGAUCUCAGGACCUUUUGAGUGGUGACAUGCCAGAGGUAACCUCCAGUCACCAGCCAACAAAAAUUGAUACAAAGAUAUCUGAGGUUCUCGCACAAGCCACCGAUCGUUAUGCAGCUUUGAGGGAUUUGAUAUUGGUGGAAAAUCUUUUCGAUAAUACCCAGCCUCAGGCUCCAACGACACAAGCACCAAGCCUUUCAUUGGAAACCGCCUCGGACACUGGACGUUCUGAAUCGAAAUCUCCAUUCCAAGGAUUCUCGGGCUUUAAUGAUGACGAAGACGAUCAGGAUUUGAAACAACUAAUGGACCACAGUGUUAAUCUGGAUCCAACAACACAACAACAAAGAUUGGGUCUGGUAGAUAGCCGUGGUUUCCUUGUUGAGCCUUCCUCUUCUGCCUUAACCGUGGAAGACGAAGAGGAGGAGGAAGAUCGUCGUACCAACAAGGACGAAAAAGAUGAUCAGGGUGGUGUUAGCAGCGCCGAUAGUAACGAGAAGGAAGUUGAUAAAGACAACUUACCCAUUGCCAACUAUGAGCAAUUGGCCAGUUCAAAUCAACAACUCGAACAGAUCGAAGAGAAAGUUGAAAAGUUCGAGGAAACUCCGAAAAUAAGCAUAACACAAAGCCUAACAACAACGGAAAAUAAUUUCCUUUCGACUGGUAGUGUUGUUUCCUCUUCGGCCAUGUCCGGGUCAAAGGAUGAUUUAGAAAUUGAUGACCUUAUGCAAAGAGCCAUUUCCAAUCUAUCUCUAGAUUCCAGGGAACGCAGUUCACCGGCUGUGGGCAGCAACCUGUUGCAGGCUCAACAGCAGCCACAAAUGGGAAAUAACGGCAGCACAACUAGAAAAGAAACCUCUCCUAUACCCAUUAACCAAAUGAAUCAAUCCAAAUCGCCUAGCAAUAAGUCGCCUUCACAGUUGUCGCCCCUGACCAAACCCAUGAAUGUGUUAUCGCAAAUUAUUGAUGUUGCCACCAGACAAAUGGAAAGCGAGGCAGCGGUCUCAAAAGCCUCCAAUGAAUCCUGGGCCACAUUUGAUACACCACAGCACCAACCGGUGGUGCCACCAUCAGACAAACGAGCCAGACCAUCCGCCAAGGCACUAUCCAAAUCGAAUAACUUCCUUAAUUUACCACCACCACCUGGAUCCACAUCGAAUUGUUCCCAAAACGACAGUGCACUGGAAUCUCCAUGCUCCUCAGAUCCUCGGGACGAUGGUUGGCACAAACAUGCAAUGGGUGGUAGCAGUCUUUCAUUGGGCCAUCAUUCAAAUGUUGGUGGGAGUAGCACAGGUCAAAGACGUUAUCACAAGAAAGAACGCCAGAAUACCUCAUCAUCGUCCCGAGAUCUUAGCUGGGAUGAAGAUCAAGGUGGCGGUGGCAUGAUGGGUAGUGGCCAUAUUAUGGAUGGUUAUGGUCAGACGAAACGUAUGGCUGGUCCACCACAAAGUAAUCUCACGGCAGAACGUCUCGGCUAUUAUAGACGUCAUGCGAGGCGUAUGAAUUCCUGCGACGAAGAUUAUGACUAUGAGCAAGAAUUUUCCGCCAGCAAUCGAAGCCGUGAUCCUUGUAAACAUAAACGGAAUAUCUCAAGAAGUAGGGAUAAUUUCGAUAUGGAUUCUCCUGGAUGGUAUCAUCAUCAUCCCGGCGGACCAACACAUCCACCACACCACACUUGGUCUUCACAAGACAUAGAACAAGUUAGAGGUCGUUCCUUUGAUCGUUCAGCUUAUGAACGCACUACAUAUGGACCGCCGAUUUACGAUAAGCGAGGUGUGGGUCCACCACUAUCCUCAACUUCCAGCUAUGAUCGUCGAUCUGCAGGUGUAAGUGGAGGCCCUGGAAUUGGCUAUGAUAAACGUAGCGGUAAAUAUUAUCGCGGAGAACCCAGCACAAGAACAUCAAAUGCCGAACGGAUUUAUAGUUUGGACGACUUCGAUGAAAUGUUGGCUGCCACGGGAAAAAUACCUCCACAUCUGGCCGCCAUGUAUGAAGAGAUGAAGGCGGCCUGCUGUUCGCCACAAAUGAUGGUUGGCGGUCAUCGACAACGUAGCUCUGACUAUAUGUACGAACGUGAUCGCAAAUCAUUUGAUCGCGAAAGUCUGGAGUCCUACGAUGGCUCCAAUGUACCACAGAGACGUCGCCGUCGAAGCUACGACAGUGGUGGCAUGCCUUCUGACCCAUAUGGCAGCUGUGAUAGCCGCGAUGAUUAUCAUCGUGAACGUCACUACAUGACAGCCGAAAAGAGUCGUUCAUUAAGAAAGUCAUUAAAGUCGUUGAGGGUAACGGGUGACAUCGACUAUGAACAGGACUCGGAAAAGGAAUAUCAUUAUCGGGAUCAAAGAACACGUUGUGAUACAAGAAGUCUACAAAGACCUAGUCAAUUAUCUACCCAGGGUGGAAGUGUAUUGCCGGGUGGAACGACGGGCCCAUUGGGUUCACAAUCACGCAUACGCAAGAGUAGUGGAUCUAGCCCAUGGGAUGGCGAAGAGCCCCCUAUGCCAGGUCAAAAGGUAUCUGCAUCAUCAUGGAAGCGUCCAUCCAGUGCUGCAGAUUCCGAGAGACGCUUGGCCGAAAGCAGAAGAGCUGCAGUCAAGGGACAAACUCCAUCGGGUUCAGAAGAUGAUAAAGAUCGAAGAUAUCGCAAGAAACGGGGAUCUCGGGCCAAAGAUCUGACCACACUGUCCGGUGGUAGAUAUCGUGACGGUCCCGCCAUGCGUUCCAGUAAUUACGAUUAUAUUGGUGAUUUGGAUGAUGAUGCCGAAGACUAUGUCGAUGAAGAAGAAGAGGAGGAGGAAGAAGAUCGUGCUAUUGGCGAUGAUGAAAUCUCACCCGCAGAUGAAGACAAAUUUGCCCGUCUCGAAAUGAGGCGACAUGAAAUGCAUAAUCGGAUGAUGGACACGCAUGUGCGCCGACGAAAGGAUUUACCUCCACCAACAACACAAAUGUCAUCAAUGGCCUACCGUAAAAAUGCCCCCGGGCCAUAUGUCCACAGAAAACCACUACCUCCAACAGAUGGCAAACAUGCGGCUCAUCCCCAAGAUUAUGGUUACGAUGAUGAUGGUGAGUAUGAACAGACACCAACUCCCAGAUCGAAUACCAGUAGCGCCCUGCCAACAGCAACACCCAACACAUCAACCAAAUUCAGUUUUGAUGUUGGCUUCGAAUCCGACUUUAAUCAAACUUCGCCACCACCUGCUCCAGCAGGCACGGCGUCCAGUUGUAACUCUACGCCAGCGGCAAAUGUAAGCGCGGCCAAUACGCCAGCCUCGAAAUCAUCAUUUCGAUUUUCAAACGAUUUCUCAGCUGGUCUAGAACGUGAGAAACAUUAUCAGCAACACUCAGCUGCGGGAAGUUUACAACAAUAUGACUUGGAGAAUCGUGGUAUAUCGCCACAAGCCCCUACCGCCCCCACAACACAGGCAAGCACACCAAAACUGCGUUUUGAUGACAAUGUUAAGGUAUCACAAUUCGAUGAUGCCUUUGAAGAUGACUUUUCGAAGACCAGCUUUGAUGCCUUUGAAAAUGACGAUCAAUGGCAGGAAUCCCUGACAAGAUCGGCUAAACAACAAAUUCGCAACAACAAAUUACAGCAACGUCAACAAGAUCUAAUUAAGAAAUCUGAAUCGAUAAAUAUAUUCGCCAAGAAGGUGGAGGAUCCCUUUGAAGAUGAUGACUUCUUUAAUAGUCCACCAAUACCUCCUACUGCCGGAGGCAAUAAUGAAGACAAGCAGGAUAAACAUAAGGGAAAUGGAAGUGGAUUCCAAACACAAUCUCAACAGCAGCAGCAGCAACCUAGUAACUGGGAUGAUAACAAUACAAAUUUUGCCAAAUUCGAUGAAAAUAUGUGAUUUGCUGGAUAUUUCAAAAAUUCCUAUGGCAAUUCGUCAUUGUCCUACCCACAGCAGAGCAACAACAAUAUGCUACAUAAUAGUUAUGGCGAUAUUCGUAAUGAUGUCUUAGCUGGUGAUGAUGAUGAUGACGAUGAAGAUGGUGGUGGUCACUAUGCUGAAAUAGAUGUAGUUACCUCAAACGAUUAUUACUACAUAACGAACCUCAAUCAAUACUAUGACGAACAACAUAGUGCAAAGGCCACAUACAAGUUGCCCCAGCAUCACACUCCCAUUUACAAGCCCGCCCAUCAGCAGCAUCAACAUCGUCGCUCGUGCGAUUCUUCUUCUUCUUCGUCAUGGUCCAACUACACGUACAACAAUCAUAAUAAAUAUCAAGCGAAUCGUUCGACAUCAGCAUCGGUAUUUACCCAGUGCCAUACACAACCGAAAGCGGAUAAAGGACGUUACUGUAAACAGAAAUCGUCACAGAAUAGUUGCAUUCAUGAUGAUGAUGAUGAUAAUGAUGCUACGGCUGGAGCAGGUAUAAAAAAUACCAAUAAUAUUCUACGUAAUACUCAAAAACGAUGUCGACGUAAAUUAUUUGCUUUUAAUUUUAUGCUAAAGAAUUUUAUAACGUAUCGUUUUAAAUAUGACAUUCUAUAGAUCGGACUGAAGAGCUGGUGUGGAUGGUUUAUUGUCUAUUGAUUUCAGUAUUUUUUGCAUUUAUAUAUGUUGUGGUGAAGCGCUAUAACGAAAUUAUGUUAAAGAACGGUAUGAAAAGAAUAAUACUACUCAAUACUCAUAAACGAGAAUUUUGUAAUAGAUGGUUUAAAAUAUGACAUUCUAUAGAUCGGACCGAUAAUGCGGUUUUUUGUCGUUGAAUUUAUUUUAUGCAUUUAAUUCUGUUUAAAACGCGUCACACCUGUGUGCGAUAUUUGUCUAUUUCUUGUUAAUUAUUCGCAAUUCUCUACCAAAUUGUAAACUUGCAUUUGAUCUUAUUAUUUUAUAGAGACAAAGUGUAAGACCAUUAUAAGCAUUUAACCCGAUGGGUGUGCCGAAAAAAAAUUGAAUAAUUUGCUACAAACAGUAUAUACUGGAUUGAGAAACAGCUCAAUAUGAUAAUUGCAGAAAAUGCCUUACAGAACUUUCUUUCAUUUUACAUUGACCCGAAGAUCGUGUUUGUCGGAACUAUAUGUUAUGUGAGCCCUUACUUUUUCCGCCCCACGAUGCUCAUUUUUCCAACUCGUGGUCAAUACUAAGGUAUUUAGCUUGAUAGGCAACUUUUGUCAUAGCUCUAUCCUGCAAAGGAAAAGGAAAAUUUUGUGAAAUAUAUAAAUGAGCCUUACCCAUAAGGAAUGUUAAACCAUAUUGUGGUGGUAUAUCCAACAAUUACCCGAAACUUAUUGCUAGCGACCCACAUAAAUCCUCUGUUGUGGAAAGUAAAUAAAAACAAAAACCUGGAAUGAUAAGUAGGCAAUUAUAUGCGAAAAAGUGACCAAACCACUUGAUCGCCUAUAAAAAAUUUUGCGCAUGCUUACAUCAUUGUCAGAAGGAGGAGUAAAGAUGAUGAGGAUUUCACGUCUGAUUUUGACCGGUUAAUUUUUAGGAACAUCCAGAGGUGUGGUGUGAACAGUUCUCCCCCUUCGUAUCACUGUGAAUAAAGUACUUACCUCCCAGUAACCGUUCAAUAGAACAGUCUGGAGGCCAUUUAUCUGGACGUGCUCAAGGUGUUUGAAAUGUUAUAAUGUGUAGGAUUUGCUGUUAUUGUAACAGCAAUACAUGAUUGUUUAAGAUCUGCUAAUCUGGUUCUUUAUCUAACUCCAAAUUUCAAAAUUUGGCUACCUAGAAUAAAGAUUUUCGGGCGUAUGUUGGGUGGGUUUGGUAGGCCAAUUGCAGAGAUGAAGCUUUGUGUGCUGGCCUAUAUCACACCCUAGAUAGACGUUCCACACGUUCUUAUUAAUUCGCGUCCAAUACAAAUUCGGACGGCUGAAUUGUGUCACAUUUUAACGGCAUUGUUUUACAUUUGGUUUUUGAAGUUCGUAACGGAUAACACCUCCUACGACGGAGAGUUGGGGUACGUCUUCGAUAAUUUUAGCCACAUUUUUUAACGAAAUGGUAAACCAAUUUGAAACUGAUCUAUAUACCGAUUUGAAACUGAUCUAUAUACAGUCUAUUGCAACAUUGGUGAGUUUCCAAUUCUAGCUGGAGUAUUCUGAAUAAACCCCUUAUUAGUCCGUUUCUUAAGACCAAUCUGAAGGAACAUUCCAAAAUGGGUUAUUUUAAAUUCCACUGACUUGGAAAAAUUUGACGAAUCUUUUGCUAGAUAAACAGACAUUGUGACGACGAACCAAACUGAACGAAUUGUUUGUAGCUAAAACGAUAUCUCUAUAUAUUUAUGAACAUUAUGAAUCUCAUAUAAAUUUCUAAUGCAAUAACAAUAAACAAAUUGAGAAUAAAUGUAAAUAUAUUUAAUUUAAGCAUCUUAACAAAACAUCACAUGUACAUAUUCUAUAUUAAGGGAAUGACUAUGAGAAACGUGAAAAAAAUAAAAAAGAUAAUUGGAUGAAGGACAAAUUUGAAGAGCACUGUUAGAGCGAGAAAAUUAUUAUUUACGCUAUUAUAAACAUUAUUGUAUAUUAAAAGAAAAAAAAUCUAGAAUCAUGUUGGGUUACACAAAGUUCUACAUUUAAUUUAGUUUUUUUUCUCCUUGCCGAUUUCCUAUAAAUGAAAAACUAUCGAACAAAACAAAACAAAGAUACGAUAAGAAAACUUCUAGAUCUAAGCAAAAUAUUUCAAAAAAUCUAUCCUAAACUAGUGAAAAAUAUAUUUUAGAAAAAAAAACCACGCAUACACCCCAAAACAAUUUCUAUAUUCUGUCCGUUUCAAGGUUUUCUUAUUAUAUAAAUAGUCCUAGAAUAAAGUUAUUUAUAAAAAAUAAAAUAAUAUUAUUUAAAGAAAAAAAAAAA
Musca domestica (house fly) is the source of this 12076-nucleotide messenger RNA. RefSeq names its product protein disabled (gene Dab). Bases 1452 to 9128 code for a protein of 2558 amino acids. The transcript is spliced from 10 exons. NCBI's taxonomy places the organism in Eukaryota, Metazoa, Arthropoda, Insecta, Diptera, Muscidae. The record is from RefSeq and is a predicted model, not a curated record.